Messenger RNA from Eruca vesicaria subsp. sativa (arugula), 984 nucleotides. The record is from the annotation of a GenBank genome assembly. Lineage: Eukaryota; Viridiplantae; Streptophyta; Magnoliopsida; Brassicales; Brassicaceae.
AUGCAAUUAUGUCUAGGCAGAGAUAUAUGUUUAGCGAGAAGGAUUAAACGCGAUACUGUUGAGAAAGGCAGAGAUAUAGCGACUGUUCUUGACCAGUACUCAAAGUUUGUGAAGCCAGCAUUUGAGGAUUUCAUACUCCCAACAAAGAAGUACGCAGAUAUAAUAAUCCCACGUGGUGGUGAUAAUCAUGUUGCUAUUGAUUUGAUUGUGCAACACAUUCGUACUAAGCUUGGUCAGCAUGAUCUCUACAAAAUAGAUCCUAAUCUUUACGUCAUUCAAUCAACUUUUCAGGGGCUUACUUAUUUCCUUUCCUUUUUUUUUUCUAUACGUGGGAUGCAUACUCUAAUCAGAGACUCCAAAACAACAAAGCAUGACUUCAUCUUCUACUCGGAUCGAUUGAUUCGUUUGGUAGGGUGUAAAACUAGAGUUAUGUUAUUUUACCAUGUUCAAUCUGUGUAUUCGGGUGUGGACUUCUGUAAGAGGCUGUGUGGUGUCUCAGUUAUCAGAAGCGGUGAGAGUAUGGAGAAUGCUUUGAGAGCAUGUUGCAAAGGCAUCAAGCUUGGGAAGAUUCUGAUUCACAAAGAAGGCGACAACGAUCAGCAGGUUUGUGUUCUUUGGCCUCUUUAUCAAUCAAUUGUCCUUUUAAUAAUAUGUGUGAACAAAUUGGGAAACGAACAGCUUAGAUACGUGAAGCUACCCUCAGACAUUUCGGAAAGGCACGUGCUUUUGCUGGACCCUAUCCUCGGGGCAGGAAACUCGGCGGUGCAAGCGAUAAGGCUCCUGAUAAGUAAAGGAGUACCUGAAUCCAACAUCAUAUUUCUCAAUCUCAUAUCUGCACCGCAAGGAGUAAAUGUGGUGUGCAAAAGGUUUCCGAGGAUAAAGAUUGUGACAUCUGAGAUAGAGAUGGGUUUAAACGACAAGUUCAGAGUUGUACCUGGCAUGGGCGAGUUUGGAGACCGCUAUUUUGGCACUGAUGACGAGUGA